AUGGAAAGCCUAUGGAGCCACCUCUUCUUCUGUGUCCUGAAAGCUCUCCCAGAGAAACAACCAGUGCUCAUGGCCGACUCCCCAUCUUGGCCCUCCACCAACAGGGAAAAGGUGGCAGAGGUGCUUUUCGAGAGUUUCAGGGUGCCAGCCCUGCACAUGCCUAAUGCCAGGUUCCUCUGUGCCUACAGCAGAGUCACUGGUCUGGCCGUGGAGGCUGGGGCAGGAGUGUCCCAUGCCACCUCUGUCUGCCUGCACCAGACCUGGAGGGAGGCCAUGUACCACCUCGGCACAGCUGGUGGCUUCCCCUCCAGCUACUUGCACAGCCUGCUGAUGGAGAGCCCCAACGACCCCUCAGUGCUGAAGGCCAUGAAGGAGACAGUGAUCCAGCUGAAGAAGCAAUGCUGCAAUGUCUCCAUGGACUAUGAAGGAGACCUCCACGACCAAGGUUACCAUCAUCCAGCCAGAUUUCAGGCCCUCAAUGGGCAUUGGAUAACCCUGGAAAAAGAGUGGUUCUGCUGCCUAGAGCCACACUUCCAACCAGAGCUACUCCACUGAAGUGCCCAAGGGCUCCAGCACUUGGCCUUUCAGAGCCUCCAGAAGGUACCCAACCAUGCCAGGAGGGACACGGUGGGUAACAUCAUGCUGUCAGGGGGCUCCUUGAUAUUUCCUGGCUUUCCUGAAAGGAUGCAAUUAGAGUUGAACACCCUGUUCCACAGCACAGGCUGCCAUUCAGGUCCUGGCGAGCUCGGAGAGGGGCACAGCAGCCUGGUUGGGAGCUCAAUGACACCCUCGCUCACGUCCUUCCAGCAUGUGCAAAUGGCAAAGGGCAAGUACCAGGAGCAUAGUGCCAAGUACGUGCAUAAGAUAUUCCAGUAG
Molecule: messenger RNA, 876 nt
Organism: Phaethon lepturus (White-tailed tropicbird)
Lineage: Eukaryota; Metazoa; Chordata; Aves; Phaethontiformes; Phaethontidae
Product: actin-like protein 10
Source: RefSeq, a predicted model, not a curated record